Cryptococcus wingfieldii CBS 7118 is the source of this 630-nucleotide messenger RNA. Its product is annotated as RAB small monomeric GTPase. The transcript has 6 exons. The record is from RefSeq and is a predicted model, not a curated record. Gene Ontology annotation, molecular function: GTPase activity; GTP binding. Gene Ontology annotation, biological process: regulation of vacuole fusion, non-autophagic. Gene Ontology annotation, cellular component: vacuole; fungal-type vacuole membrane; phagocytic vesicle. Lineage: Eukaryota; Fungi; Basidiomycota; Tremellomycetes; Tremellales; Cryptococcaceae. The coding region runs from base 1 to 630 and encodes 209 amino acids.
AUGGCCUCCAACAACAACAGGAAGAAGCACCUCCUCAAGGUUAUCAUCCUUGGUGACUCGGGUGUCGGAAAGACAUCCCUCAUGAACCAGUAUGUCAACAAGCGAUUCUCCAACCAGUACAAGGCCACGAUCGGAGCGGAUUUCUUGACCAGAGAAUUGGUCGUGGAUGACCGGGUGGUCACUAUGCAGCUCUGGGACACUGCCGGUCAAGAACGUUUCCAAUCCUUAGGCGUCGCCUUCUACCGCGGAGCCGACUGCUGUGUCCUCGUCUACGACGUCAACUCCACCAAGUCUUUCGAAGCACUGGACGGCUGGAGAGAUGAAUUCUUGGUGCAGGCCUCUCCGCACGACCCCGAGAACUUUCCGUUCGUCGUUUUGGGUAACAAGAUCGAUAUGGAAGAGAGCAAGAGAGUGGUCUCUCAAAAACGUGCCAUGACAUGGUGUCAAGCCAAGGGCAACAUUCCCUAUUUCGAGACUUCCGCCAAGGAGGCUAUCAACGUCGAGCAGGCUUUCCAGACCAUUGCCAAAAACGCGCUUGCCCAGGAAGCGGAGACCGAGUUGUAUGCCGACUAUCCCGACCCCAUCAGGAUUGACUCUGAAAACACUCAAAACUAUGGGUGCAACUGUUAA